This is a messenger RNA of Sapajus apella (tufted capuchin), 2565 nucleotides long. RefSeq names its product putative protein FAM47D. The transcript has 2 exons. The record is from RefSeq and is a predicted model, not a curated record. Lineage: Eukaryota; Metazoa; Chordata; Mammalia; Primates; Cebidae. Bases 43 to 2307 code for a protein of 754 amino acids.
AACCGCUGAAACAGGAGAGGUGGCAGCCCAGCGAGGACCACCAUGGGGGACCAGAGGCCGCAGGACCGGCCGAGGUCCCCGGGCAUGGACUCCACUCCCCGGUAUUGUGACAAACGGCCUUCCAAGUGCUUCGCGGAGCGCAAGCACAGGCGCAUGAAGUUGCCACCCAUAGACACCGAGAACUGGAUAUUUGUGAAGGAGGGCAUGGACGACUUCCGCUACGGCUGUCCGUCUCCCAAGGAUAUGCUCAUUUGUCGCCGGGACGACUUCUUACUCCCCAAAAUCUCUAGCAGAAGUCCGCAUGCUGACCCACAAAGCAGGCAGAAAAAGCUACUCAAGAAAGCGGCCCUAUUUUCCAAACUGUCGCCAGCCCAGCUAGCACGGAAGGCGUUCGUAGAGGAAGUGGAAGGCCAGCUGAUAGCUGAGCAUUCCUUGGCCAUGGACCCCGAUGUGGCAGAAGAUAUGCCUCCAGAUCUCCUACGACAGGUGCUGAAAGUGCUGGAUCCUGAGAGGAAGCUGGAGGGCGCAUGGGCUUGUUGUGAGGGCUCGAAGAAGGCAACCGAGGAACCCACCGAGUCUGGUAAAUACCCUUGUGGGGAGAUCUCCCCAUGGCCUUCCGAGACUCCGCUGCUCCAUCUCUGUCCAGAGCCUCUCAAGAUUCUGCUGUCCAUUCUCCUACCAGAGCCUCCUGAGACUGGAGUAUCCCAUCUCUGCCGAGAGCCUCCGAAGACUCGCACAUCUCAUCUCUGCCUGGAGCCUCUGGGGGCUGCAGUUUCCCAUCUCUACCCGGAACCUCCUGAGAUUAGAGUGUCUCAAGUCUCCCCAGAGCCUCCCAAGACUCCAGUGUCUCAUAUCUACCCAGAGCCUCUCAAGACUAGAGUGUCCCAUCUCCGCUCAGAGCCUCCCAAAGCUUGUCAGGUGUGCAGUCUCCACCCAGAGCCUCCAGAGGCUGGAGUGUGUCGUUUCCAUCUGGAGCCUCCCAAGACUCGUCGGAUGUCCAGUCUCUACCCAGAGCCUCUCGAGACUGGAAGUCGUCGAUCGUCCAGUCUCCGCCCAGAACCCCCCAAGACUGGAGUGUCUCAUGUCCAACCAGAGCCUCCCAAGACUCGGGGGUCCAUUUCUAGCCCGGAACCUCCCGACACUAGUGUGGUGUCCAAUCUCCUACUAGACAUACUGAAACUGCUGGAUUCCCAGAAGGAGCUGAAGGACGUAUGGGCUCGUUGUGAGGCCCGGGUGAAGGCAAGCGAGAAACCCGCCCAGUCUGAUAAAUACCUUUCUGCAGAAGUCAUCCAGCAGCUUCCCGAGGUUUUCCUGCUUCCCGAGAUUCACUUAUCGAAUCUCCGCGUAGAGUCUCUCAAGACUCGUCGGGGGUCCCGUCUCCGCCCGGGGCAUCCGAAGACUCGUCGGGUGUCCCGUCUCCGCUCCGAGCAUCUGAAGACUCGUCUGGGGUCCCGUCUCCACCCGGAGCCUCCCAAGACUCGUCGGACGUCCAUUCUCCACCCGGAACCCCCCAAGACUCAUCGGGGGUCCAGUCUCCACCCAGAGCCUCCCAAGACUCGUCGCAGGUCCAGUCUCCGUCCAGAGCCUCCCAAGACUGAAGUGUCUCAUCUCCACCCAGAGCCUCCCAAAGCUCCAGUGUCCGAACAAUUAUCGGAGCCUCCCAAUAUUCGAACGUGCUUUCUAAACGCACUGUUUCCGGAAGAUAGCACAAGGAAGGGUUCUCCUAAAUUUAGAUACACAUCGGAAGAACUCCGUGACUUCUUCAAGUGGACUGAAGAAAUGGGAGCUGAUGAAGAAUCCAUCAGGGAUCUCUUUGAUUUUACCCCCGAGUGCAAACCAACCUGUUACGACCUAAAGCUGAAGAAGAUAAACGAGUGUUACUCAGAACUGAAGUACAGCAUGGAGCUAAGUGAAAAGGAUGAGGUCAAAUUCUUCUUACAGGAACAAGUCUGGAACAGGAAAACACCAAAAGCACCCAAUUCUUUUACUGCGCAGCCUGUGAAGAUGAGGUAUGGAGCAUGGUACCUCAAGCCUAAGUUGUGGAGAAAGCUAAGAAGUGAUGAACCUUUAAUUGACCCCAAGCUGUUACUUAAAAAGCCUCAUAAACCCGACAUUCUUGACGAACUUUACGGACCGAUCGCCUUUAAGGAUUUCAUUCUAAGCAAGGGCUACAAAAUGCCUGGCGUCAUUGAAAAGCUGUUUACCAGGAUGGGAUGGAAAUAUGACACUGUUAAGACUCCUAUGGAACGUGUAACAAAAUAUUUCAAGUACAAGCCAGAGGACACAAAUGUAUCGGAAGAAAAUUAGAUGGUUUUCAAUGGGGUAUUUCUUGCUCUCAUUUUAAACAUCAAUCAAAAUUUAUGAUGACUGGCCUGGUAAGUGUACAACUUUGGCAACAUCUGUAAAUUCAGUAUCUAAUGUUUAUACACAUUUCUUAAUCACCUGCUUUGGCUUCAUUAUUUCAUAUAUUUUAUCAAUUAUCUGAUUAAUAUCACUGUGAAUAUUACAUCAUAAUGUCAAUUAUUUGUAAAAAUACAUAAAACCAGAAACAAAAGAAUUAUCCUU